AUGAUCAUGAAUGGAUAUCCAACAUCACCGAAUAGGAAUUUCAUACAGCCUUCGUCAUCAUCAAGUGGAGGAGGAGCUUCUUCGAUAUCACCACCUAAUUCAUCAAGUCCAAAGGUAGGAGGUGGAAGACAGAGGAGGAAGGCUAUUCUAGUUUCUCCUUCAUCGUCUCCUUCGAUGAAUGGACGAAACUCUGCAGAUUCGAAUACUUCUUCACCUGCUUCUUCACCGAACACGAGAAUAAUGAUGGGUUCUCCAUUGAUUGGCAAUAAUCAAAUGAUGAAUGGCGGUCAAACAUUGCCACCAUUCAUGAUGAAUAAUAAUUUUGUGUUCCAUCCAAAUUCUAAUCAACAACAGCCGAAUCAAAAUGGUUUUCCACAAACAAAUACUACAUCAUCAUCUCCACCUCUCUUUCUUAAUCAUCAACAACAUAAUAAUACGAGAAAUGUAAAUACAAACCAACAACAAGCAUAUUUUCCGAGUCAAUUUCACAAUCAUCAUAACUAUCCACAAGUGCCUCUCACGUUUACUCCAUCUCCAUUGUAUGUUCAAUCUCCUUCGAAUAGUUAUGUUCCAUCUCCAUCAAAUUCAUAUUCGACAACAGGAACAAUAAGAAGUAAUCUUGCCAAUACGAAACUAGUCGAUUCUUUCGUUAUUGAGGAAGACGAUGAGGAUGAUGAUGAAUUCAUGUCUUCAAAAAAUUCUCAACCUAUCUCUGUAAUUUCACCUGCUUUUAGUGUAACUCCUGCUUAUAGCUCAGUGCCUAAAAAGCCAAAUCCAAACGAUGCCCUCGAAUCGUUCGAUCUCAUUGAUGACGACGAUGAUGAGAGGUAUGAUAUUGAUCAGAAUUUUGGAUCGUUCAACAUUAAUACAAUACAUUCACCAAUCCAACAACCAGUUCAAAACACGACACCUAAUUUCAUGAUCACACCAAUAACACAGGAUGAAUUUGAUGAGAUGGAUAUUGAUUUUGGAUCUUCACCUUUUAAAAGUAAUGCAUUUUUACAUGCAUCUAAACCUUCUACUACAUCCAAUCCUCAGCAACAAGUUAAUCAUGAUUUCAAUAGUGAUGUUCUGUUUGUGAGUGAUGAGGGAUCUGGUAAAUCCGAACCUCAAGAUGGUAGAAGAAGUACUGCAGACAAUGAUGAUGAGUAUGAUCUCAUGGGCCUAUCAGAAAUUGAGACGAAACCUUCUGAAACAAGCAAAACUCACUCCUCAAAGAAAUCUCAUUCAUCAUCAAAUUUCCAAAAGAAUUUUAGAUACUACUGCAUUCUUAUGGAAUAUUGUAGUGGUAAAAUAUUGGAUCAGUUUAUUUCUGAUUUGAAUGAAAUUACAAAGGAAAGUAAGGGUCUCAAAACUUUGACCAUGGAUGUCAGAUUCUCAUGGUUCAUCAAAUUACUCGAAGUCAUGAAUUAUCUCCAUCAAAAUAAGGUUAUUCACAGAGAUUUGAAACCGCAAAACAUUAUUGUGCAAUAUGAUUCUGAUAAUUUAAAGAAUAAUUUUGAGGAAGAAAUUAGAAAGAUUACUUUGAAAAUUAUUGAUUUUGGUCUUGCUAAGCAACUUGUUCAUCAAAACUCUACAUCAACUAUUUGUGGUACUCGGGCCUAUGUUGCUCCUGAGGUUAAACCUGGAGCUGAAUAUGAUUACAAAGUUGAUGUUUACAGUCUAGGAAUUAUCUUUAUGCAAGUUUCGGCUACUUUAACUGUGAAGGAUUUCCAACAAUUAAUCGAUCAAAGAGCAAGACGGUAUAAUAUUGACUUUUGGUUAUUUAUGCGUUCGAAUCACUACUUUGAGUUUAUUCAUGAACAUGUAUUUGACAUUGGAUCAAAAAGAAUUGUGAAAAUGAUGGUGUGUGCUAGGGAGGAAAGAAAAAGUGCAGCUGAACUAUUAGAACACCCAGUCAUACAAACAUGGAGAUUCAUCUUUGAGAAUGACUCAUCUCAAUUGUUGAAUAUUCUCAGUAAGCCGGAAUCCUUGUUAGGAUUUUUGAGUGGACUUGACACAAGCAGUCUUUUUGUUAAGAAAUCCAUUCUUGGCAUGAAAGACUUGCUCUCCAAUGAAAAAUUACGGCAGAAAUGUUGCGAAUUAAUGUCAGAGUAUAGAGUCCUCCCCGUUUUGAUGUUCUACAUUUCCAGAAAAUUAUUCUCAGAUCGAGCUCACACAGAGUCAAGUGUAGAGUUGAAUGAGAUGUAUGAUGAGAUUUUCAAGAGCACACUGAGUAUAAUUUCUCAAGUACUCACAUACUAUGACAAUCAAACAGAUAAGAGACACAUUAAGAGAAUAAUCAGAGAAAUGAGAAAUGAAACCUCCUCCUUACUUGUUGACGAAUUGGGAAGAUAUUCCACAACUUGUAUUUUGAAUUUUAUCCAUGCCAAGGUUUUCCAUAGUCCAGAAUUUUUCUUCACCCUUUCCUGCUUGAAAAUAAUCUUCUUCCUUUGCAAAUAUGACAAGUCAACUCGUGUUGGUUAUUGUUUGUGGCUCGAAAGAAAUCAAAGCAAAAUUGGCAGAUCUUCAGAUCCACUUUCAGAGAAAAAGACUCAAUUAUUGAGAGGAAUCUAUACAUACAUUUCACUCAUUGAACCAGGCUAUGCCACUCUACUUUCUCCAAAUUACAAUAUCGAGCCAAUACUAGUCGAGGUUUUCAAUGAGAUUCCUUUCCAUCACAGAAGAGCAAUCAUCAAACCAGUGUGGCAAAAACUUGCCAAGAUACUGAACUUGGCUCUUGACACUGGUGAUGAGAGUGCUGCAGAUAGAGUACUAGGAGUAAUGAAUAAUUUCCUCUAUGAUUUCUUCAGUCUUGAAAAGUUUACAACCUACCAUACAAUUGGAAAUACGAAAUUCGGGGCAAUAGUUGGAGAUAAUAAUGUAUGUGGACUUCCAAAUAGCAUGUACUAUCUCAUUCCAACCGGUAGUGGUCUGUUAACUUUCGGCCUUUUGAAAAAUUACUCCUACGUUGAUAGACAAACAUUGAUUUAUCAUUUACUCUGUAACAAUUUGAAUCCUAACGAUAUCAAGGUUUUCCACUUUGAUAACCAUCCAAACAGUACUCUUGGAAAUGAAAAAGAGCUCAUCAACCACUACCUUGGAAACUAUAGUCCAGUACCUAUUGAAACCAAAGCAGAUUUUUCACACCUUGUAAAUCUUCAAGGAUCACCACUCAAGGUAUUGGAUAAUGAACGAACUCUACACUUUGUUUCUUCUAGAGCUACCAAAAUGUCACUAACCACCAAAGAUUCUCUCUUCUUUUUCCAACCAGAAAUUGCAGAAACUAGGCGAUUUGGUAAUCCAUCUGCCAACAUUAGAAAACCCUCCAUGAAAACUGUAUUCUACUAUGAAGUUCAAAUCCAUCGAUUGAUAUCCUCCAAGGUUUCUAUUGGACUGAUGGCCAGAUCAAACAUUAGUGAGAAUAAUUGUGUUGAUAGAAAAUAUGCAUUUCAGGCACAGGAAGGAUUCGGCUGUAUAAUGUCUGCCGAUAAAAAGGAAAUACUUUAUAAGGAAUUGGAAAUAAUUGCACAUUGUGGAGAUACAAUUGGAUGUGGUUUGACAGAGCAAGGUGAGGUUUACUUCACCAUGAAUGGAAUUUUCCUUUUUUCGAUUUCUCUUCAUCAGAGAAUUAUGCACUCUUCAAUCUUCCCUUUCAUUGAGGUUCUAUCAACACCUAAUGAUGAAUGCUUAUUGCACUUGAACCUUGGUGAAAAUCUCACUAUUGAACCAUUCAUAUUCGAUCACCAACCUCAACUCAACCCUCCAAAUGUACACUUCUCAGAAGUCAAUUCCAUUCUAAGGUCGCUAAACCUCAACCAACUUCAGCCACUUCCCAACUUUAAAGGUCUUCGAAAAUUUAUCGAACUGCAACAGAAAAGAUAG
Molecule: messenger RNA, 3864 nt
Organism: Naegleria gruberi
Lineage: Eukaryota; Heterolobosea; Eutetramitea; Acrasida; Naegleriidae
Exons: 2
Coding region: 1-3864 (1287 amino acids)
Biological process (GO): mitotic DNA damage checkpoint signaling; protein phosphorylation
Cellular component (GO): nucleus; cytoplasm
Molecular function (GO): ATP binding; protein serine/threonine kinase activity
Source: RefSeq, a predicted model, not a curated record